CAACACACACAAACACACAGAGUGCACCAAGAGUUCAAGAGCACCCGUGCGCGUUUGACUACAAUUAAGGGGAGUGGAAAGACUUUAGGGAAGUAUUCAGUUUAUCCAUCAACUUUUCUUUUGGAAGGGACGAGUUUCCGCGAGUGUCUAUAGCUACUUUUGGUUCCUUUUCUCUGUGCGUCAGGCAAUUAAGGAGAGUGACGCUGCUGUCCACCGCGAGGGCAUGUGUUGCAUAUGAGAGGAGACGGAGUUGAAUGCGCAGGGUUGCAGAAAAGGACAGAGUGAAAACGGAACAAGACCACUCCACACACCAUGAAGAAAAGGGACUCUGGUAAUCAGAGUCUGAAUGAUGUAGGGGCUCUGCUCUGCAUGUCUGGCAGUAAUUAUGGCAGCAAAGGGAAGAGGAUUAAGGUACUAUCCCAUCCAGGGGUCCCAUUAGUGGGAUUGAUGUUGUUGGCCAUCCUCCCUUUUGGAGCAAGCAUCAAACAAACUGUCCCCAGGGUCAAACUCAGCCACAGAGAACUGCUGCAAGCUGGCAGUGUAUCUCUGUUUCUGGGCCCCUCUGAUGGCCUCCACUCCCACUCGCUGCUGCUGGAUGAAGAGAGAGGUCGUCUUCUGUUGGGAGCCAGAGAUCACAUCUACCUGCUGGAUCCUGACAAUCUGGCAAGAGCCCCCAGAAAGAUUUACUGGCCUGCUCCCCGGGACCGGGUCGACAUGUGCAAGCUGGCAGGCAAAAAUGUCAAUCUGGAGUGUGCUAACUUUGUCAGGGUCCUCCACAACUACAAUCGAACACAUGUCUAUGCCUGCGGGACAGGAUCCUUCCACCCCAACUGUGCCUUCAUUGAAAUCACUGGCCGCAGAGAGGAUGGCGUGUUCCAACUGCUGUCUAGUACAGUGGAGUCUGGCAGAUUGAAGUGUCCUUUUGAUCCCUUGCAGCCAUUCACCUCAGUCCUCACAGAUCAGUACCUGUACGCGGGCACAUCAUCAGACUUCCUGGGCAAAGACACAACGUUCACACGCUCCCUUGGCCCUCCACCUGACCAGCACUAUAUACGCACAGACAUGUCUGAAGAAUACUGGAUCAAUGAGGCCAGGUUUAUAUCCGCUCAUCCCAUUGCAGACACCUACAACCCAGAUGAUGAUAAGAUAUACUUUUUCUUCCGCGAAGUGUCGUGGGAAGGCAACGACAAGAGCAUCCUGUCCCGGGUGGCUCGUGUGUGCAAGAAUGAUGUGGGUGGGCUGAGAAGUCUGACCAAUAAAUGGACCACCUUCCUCAAAACCAGACUUGUGUGCUCUAUCCCCGGACCAGAUGGAGUGGACACACACUUUGAUGAGCUCCAGGACAUUUUUCUGCUCCCUACUAGAGAUGACAAAAACCCCAAAGUGUAUGCAGUGUUCACCACCUCCAGCUCCAUUUUCCGUGGCUCAGCAGUGUGUGUGUACAGCAUGGCAGACAUAAGAGCUGUGUUUAACGGACCUUAUGCUCACAAGGAGGGGCCGGACCACCGAUGGGUGGAAUAUGAAGGGAGAAUACCGUAUCCCCGUCCUGGAACAUGUCCCAGCAAGACAUAUGAUCCAAAGAUCAAGACCACAAAAGACUUCCCAGAUGAGGUGGUCAGCUUCAUUCGAUUCCACCCUCUCAUGUAUCGCUCUGUCUACCCUCUGACUGGCCGCCCUGUGUUCACACGCGUCCGAGUGGACUAUACCCUCACUCAGAUUGUGGUGGACAGAGUUUUGGCAGAGGAUGGACAAUAUGAGGUCAUGUUUCUGGGAACAGAUGCCGGCUCAGUUUUGAAGGUGGUGAGCAUCACUCAAGAGAAUUGGUCAACAGAAGAAGUGGUGCUUGAAGAACUCCAAGUUUUCCAGAUUCCCAUUCCCAUCCUCAGUAUGGAGAUGUCUUCAAAACAGCAACAGCUCUACGUGGCUUCAAGUGAAGGGCUCGCCCAGGUUUCACUCAGUAGAUGUCACCUGUAUGGCCAAGCCUGUGCUGAAUGCUGCCUGGCACGAGACCCCUACUGCGCCUGGGACGGACACACAUGCUCACGUUACAUCCCUGCAUCCAAGAGACGAGCCAGAAGACAAGACAUCAAGCAUGGAGACCCUGCAAGUCAGUGCUGGGACACAGAAGACAGUCUUGUUGGGAGAUGGGCGGAGGAGAGGGUCCUCUAUGGGGUGCAGAGCAACUCCACCUUCCUCGAAUGUAUCCCCAAAUCUCAACAAGCCCAGAUCCGGUGGUUCAUCCAGAGACCUGGAUCUGAACGCAGGGAGGAGGUUAGGCUGGAUGAUCGUGUCGUACACACAGAUCGAGGUCUCCUCAUUCGCUCCCUCCAAACCUCUGAUGCUGGUUUGUAUAUCUGCAUAGCUCAAGAGCGCACGCACUUUACCCACACUCUCCUCCGUCUCACGCUACAACUCGUUACACAAAGACAACUGGAUGGAAAGCCCAAGCCCAGUGCAGACCCAGUGGUGGAGCUACGCCACAGUGUGGAGUCCCACCAGCGUUAUAAAGACUACCUCAGAGUGAUGAGCUCUCCCUUUGGCUCUCUGGAGGAGUACUGUGAUUCACUGUGGCUGGAGAAGAGGUCGUCAAGGAUGCGAGGACGAGGCUUAGGAGCUGGCAAAUGGAAACAUAUACAGGAAAUGAAGAAGAGCAGGAACAGGAGACAACACAAAGAGAGAGGGGAAGAGUGGGAGAAACAGGAGCGAGGGCGGGUGGUAAGGACAGUAAAGCAGUGAGCGAUGAUAAAAACAGUUUUCUUUUUGUUACCUGAAGGCCACCAUAGGUUCUUUACAUGAUUGUAAAGUGAGGGGUGAGAGGAGGGGGUAUUCAGUCAGUUGCAAUCUGCAACAAAAUCACUCAAUGCCACUAAAUCCUACACACUGCUCCUUUAAGUGAUGUCGGGUUGUAAGUAUGUAAUUUCUUUCAUCUGUCUGCAGAUAACAUGAUUAAAAAAACCCACCAGAGACUAAAUAACAAUGAUAAUUGCAAUGUGUAAACCUAUUCAUUCAAUCAAUCGAGAUGAAUUUACCAUAUGAAGGAUUGCAUAACAGUUUCCAUAACAGUUCAGAUUGACAGUUAAUGGAGGUGAUCAUAUGAAUCAUAUGUCUGAAUUGGUAAGAUUGGUAAAAUAUAAUUAUAAUUUUUUGCUUGUUGUGAUGACAAUGCAUUCAUGUUGAAUGACUGUAAAUAUUUAUAUACCAUGUACAGGAGAUGCAGCAUGCUAUGUUUAGUCUUUAGUAUUACUGAUCUGUAUAACUAUAAUGAUAAUCAUGUAUUAUUAUUGUACCUUAUUAUUAUUUUGGUUGACAAAAUGACAUAUUUUUGUACAAAUGUUACACUCUUAUAAACUGUAGGUUCAAUAGAUGUUUUCUUUAUUGCUGUUUUUGAAAGUUAUUUAAAUAAAUUUGUCU
Molecule: messenger RNA, 3411 nt
Organism: Centropristis striata (black sea bass)
Lineage: Eukaryota; Metazoa; Chordata; Actinopteri; Perciformes; Serranidae
Gene: sema3d
Product: sema domain, immunoglobulin domain (Ig), short basic domain, secreted, (semaphorin) 3D
Exons: 18
Coding region: 313-2736 (807 amino acids)
Biological process (GO): semaphorin-plexin signaling pathway; neural crest cell migration; negative chemotaxis
Molecular function (GO): semaphorin receptor binding; chemorepellent activity
Source: RefSeq, a predicted model, not a curated record